AUGGGCUUGAAGUUUUCAGAUGUGCCCAAUGGAUUGGCUGCCAUCGGCAAGGUCCCUGGAAACGGUUGGGCUCAGAUUGUUGCCUUCGCAGGCUAUUAUGAGCUCUUCGUCUACAAAUACAAUGGAGUGCCAGGUGAGUAUGGCUGGAAGGCAAUCUCUUCUGCUGAUCCAGAAGUGCGCAAGCGAAAGCUCAGCGCCGAACUUGCCAAUGGAAGAUUAGCUAUGAUGGCCAUCAUCGGAAUGUUCUUUCAGGAUGGUCUCACAGGCUCGGCUUGGGGUGAUUGGUCUUUGUACACUGAUUCACCUCUUCGAGCAUUCGAAGAAGAGUUGGGUGUUCAGGCGCCUGUCGGAUUUUGGGAUCCCGUCGGAUACACUCGCGAUGGAGAUUUGGAGACAUUCAAGCGACGACGAGAGACCGAGAUCAAGCACGGCCGUGUGGCCAUGUACGCUACCAUUGGAUAUAUCGUGCCCGAAUACAUCAAGUGGCCGGGAUUUUUGUCCCCUUCUAUGGGCUUGAAGUUUUCAGAUGUGCCCAAUGGAUUGGCUGCCAUCGGCAAGGUCCCUGGAAACGGUUGGGCUCAGAUUGUUGCCUUCGCAGGCUAUUAUGAGCUCUUCGUCUACAAAUACAAUGGAGUGCCAGGUGAGUAUGGCUGGAAGGCAAUCUCUUCUGCUGAUCCAGAAGUGCGCAAGCGAAAACUCAGCGCCGAACUUGCCAAUGGAAGAUUAGCUAUGAUGGCCAUCAUCGGAAUGUUCUUUCAGGAUGGUCUCACAGGCUCGGCUUGGGGUGAUUGGUCUUUGUACACUGAUUCACCUCUUCGAGCAUUCGAAGAAGAGUUGGGUGUUCAGGCGCCUGUCGGAUUUUGGGAUCCCGUCGGAUACACUCGCGAUGGAGAUUUGGAGACAUUCAAGCGACGACGAGAGACAGAGAUCAAGCACGGCCGUGUGGCCAUGUACGCUACCAUUGGAUAUAUCGUGCCCGAAUACAUCAAGUGGCCGGGGUUUUUGUCCCCUUCUAUGGGCUUGAAGUUUUCAGAUGUGCCCAAUGGAUUGGCUGCCAUCGGCAAGGUCCCUGGAAACGGUUGGGCUCAGAUUGUUGCCUUCGCAGGCUAUUAUGAGCUCUUCGUCUACAAAUACAAUGGAGUGCCAGGUGAGUAUGGCUGGAAGGCAAUCUCUUCUGCUGAUCCAGAAGUGCGCAAGCGAAAGCUCAGCGCCGAACUUGCCAAUGGAAGAUUAGCUAUGAUGGCUAUCAUUGGGAUGUUCUUCCAGGACGGCCUUACUGGCUCUGCAUGGGGCGAUUGGUCCCUGUACACUGACUCGCCUUUGCGAUGA
Molecule: messenger RNA, 1329 nt
Organism: Cladocopium goreaui
Lineage: Eukaryota; Dinophyceae; Suessiales; Symbiodiniaceae
Source: the annotation of a GenBank genome assembly